Molecule: messenger RNA, 441 nt
Organism: Monosiga brevicollis MX1
Lineage: Eukaryota; Choanoflagellata; Craspedida; Salpingoecidae
Exons: 4
Coding region: 1-441 (146 amino acids)
Source: RefSeq, a predicted model, not a curated record
AUGAGUCAAAGUGUUACUAUCAUCACACCGCGACGACACGAGGCUGUUUCUCUGUGUGUGUAUGUGGUAGUUGUGCUUUUCCUUUGUGUCUUUGCUCUUUACUUCUCUCUUUCUCAAACCGACCAAACCAAUUCAUUGUGUCUCUCUCUCUCUCUCUCUCUCUGUCUGUCUUGUCUCUCUGUCUCUCUCUCUCUCUCUUUUGAUCAGCGCAGAGCUCAGGACCUUUGCAAACCUGUUUUAGAAGUAGUACCAGUCACCGACAUUAUGCAGCCGCAACAAGGUCCCUCCCAAGAAGAGGUCAUGCUCAUGCGUGCCCAGACCAUGCAGACUUUUGCCGUCUUUGCUGCGUAUUGCGCCGUGCUGCGUGCAAGCGCGAGCCAGCACUCGUGCUACUCGCAAUAUCGGUCCCCCAAUUCAGUUCCUGUCGCCUCGUUCUUCUAA